AAAAGAUGAUAAAAAAGCAAUAAAGUAUGGAGAAGAUUGAAAAAGGCGAAUGCUUAGUCUCACUUGCUUCCUGCUAUUUGGCUUCGCUCUGCUCAUUGAUGAACUUUACUGUAUUUCCAUUCAGUGAUGAUUGAAAAGACAACGAUUUCUCCAUUUCUCUCUCCCAGGAAAUUUCCCCAAUUUUCCUAUAACUAGUGUGGCAACUAGGAAGUAUAAACAGUUGGUUUUGCCCGAAAGUGGACCGGAUAUUGCAGAACAUUAUUGGAUCAAUAUCUUACUUGUUUCAUCUUUAUUGAUCCCCUGGAGUGGAGCACAAUCUCAUGUAUUGAUCUCAACAUACUUUGUGUGGUAAUGUGUGUAAUGCGAACAAAAAGCUACCUCUUCUGGUGCUUUUUGUGCGGGAAUAUCUUCAUAGGUUCAUUGUCAGCUGCUGCAUCGCAGCGUAAGAGAGAACCUUUCGAAAGAGGAUUAUUUGACCAUUCUAUACCAUUUGAGAGUAUUGGAUCCAUAAAUAAUAUCACAAGCCACAUCCAAGAAUCAAGUGCUUUUGCUUCAAUAAACUUGGUGUCUUGUCAGGAUCUCGAAGGUGUUGGAUCAUUUGAUACCACCUGCUAUCUGAAUUCAAACCUGUACAUAAAUUCUGAUUUGUAUGUAUCAGGUUCUGGAAACUUGGAGAUACUUUCUCAAGUUUUAAUUGUUUGUCCGAUAGAAGGAUGCACCAUAAGUAUCAAUUUGUCUGGUAAUGUUAAUGUUGGCCAGGAUGCUGCCUUAAUAGCUGGUUCCAUUAUUCUUUCAUCUCUGACUCUGACUAUGGAGUCCAAUUCUUCUAUAAAUACAACAGCAUUGGGUGGAUCACCUCCUUCUCAGACCAGUGGCACACCAGUUGGCUAUGAAGGAGCUGGUGGAGGGCAUGGUGGACGAGGUGCAUCGUGCCUGAAAGCCAAUCAAACGAAUGCUUGGGGUGGUGAUGUUUAUGCUUGGUCAACUUUGUCGAAGCCAUGGUCUUAUGGAAGCAAGGGCAGUGGCACAUCUGUUGAGCAUAAGCUUGGAGGAAGUGGUGGAGGACGUGUUUUGCUUGAGGUUAAAGAUUUAUUGCACACAAAUGGAUCUAUAAGUUCGAAUGGUGGUGAUGGAGGCCCAGAUGGAGGUGGAGGAUCUGGUGGAAGUAUCAUUAUUUUUGCUCAAAAGUUGAAGGGUAAUGGAAUGAUAAGUGCAGCUGGUGGAAGUGGAUGGGGUGGUGGUGGUGGUGGAAGAAUUUCUCUAAAUUGCUACAGCAAGCAAGAAGAUGUAAAAGUUACUGUGCAUGGUGGUCAGAGUAUUGGGUGCCCUUGGAAUGGUGGGGCUUCUGGUACUUACUUUGAUGACUACAUGUUAAGUCUACGGGUGGACAAUAAUAAUAUAACAACAGAAACAGAGACUCCUUUGCUAGAUUUUUCUACUACCCCCUUGUGGACAAAUGUAUAUGUGGAGAACAAUGCAAAAGUUUUGGUUCCUCUGCUUUGGACUAGAGUUCAGGUUAGAGGCCAAAUUAGCCUUCUAUGCGGGAGUAGUAUAGUCUUCGGGUUGUCUGAUUAUCCAGUAUCUGAAUUUGAGCUUGUUGCCGAGGAAUUACUAAUGAGUGGAUCCAUUAUAAAGGUUUAUGGUGCACUUAGAGUUGCUGUCAAGAUGUUACUCAUGCUGCAGUCACAAAUCCAAGUUGAUGGUGGAGAAAAGUCUGUUAUCACUACCUCAGUCCUUGAAGUGAGGAAUCUUGUUGUUCUAAAGGGAAGCUCUGUUAUCAGUUCAAAUGCAAAUUUGGCUUUAUAUGGUCAAGGGUACCUGGAAUUGACUGGUCAGGGUGAUGCAAUCAAAAGCCAACGACUUUCCUUGUCACUAUUCUAUAAUAUAACCGUUGGCCCAGAGUCUUUACUUCAAGCUCCACUGGAUGAUUAUAACAGUAAAAGCAAGGUCACUGAAUCUCUCUGUGAUAAGUCAACCUGCCCUGUGGAUUUGAUAGCUCCACCAGAAGAUUGCCAUGCUAACUAUACACUUUCGUUUUCUUUGCAAAUUUGUCGUGUUGAGGACAUUCUUAUAAAUGGCAUUGUCAAGGGUAGCAUCAUUCACAUUCACAGAGCAAGAAGUGUCAUUGUGGAUACUGGUGGCAUAAUAACUGCCUCAGCACUAGGCUGCAGCAAUGGCAUUGGUAACUACUCAAAUGGAGCAGGUGCUGGUGCUGGUCAUGGAGGAAGAGGUGGUUCUGGAUUCUGCAGUGGGAAUAUGAGUGAAGGUGGGCAGAAAUAUGGCAGUGCUGAUUUCCCCUGUGAAUUGGGCAGUGGAACUAAGAGUCCUGUCCAAUCCUAUGAACCAGUUGCUGGUGGGGGUAUAAUUGUUUUAGGUUCCAGUCCGUGGCCACUUUUAGCUCUAGAUGUUUUUGGAUCUGUGGAAGCUGAUGGCCAAAGCUGUAAUAAAGCGACGAGAAACAUAAAUGACUCUCUUAUUUGUGGACUUGGUGGAGGUUCUGGUGGUACUAUUCUCCUUUUUCUUCAUGCACUGGCGCUAAUGGGUAAUUCAUCUUUAUCUGUUGUUGGAGGCUCUGGUGGCCUCAUCGGCGGAGGUGGUGGGGGCGGUGGCAGAGUUCAUUUUCACUGGUCCAAGAUAAAUGAGGGCAUUGAUUAUGAGCCUCUUGCUACUUUAAAUGGAACCAUUGACAUUAGUGGAGGAUUGGGUGAUAAUGAAGGCCUUGACGGGGAAGAAGGUACAGUGACAGGGAAGAAGUGUCCUAAAGGCCUAUUUGGCACUUUCUGUGUGGAAUGCCCAGUUGGAACAUACAAAACUGAUGAAGGUUCUGAUCCUUUACUAUGUACUGCCUGUCCUCUUGAGUUUCUUCCCAGUCGUGCUGAUUUUAUUUACAUACGAGGAGGAGUUACCCAAUCACCUUGUCCAUACAAAUGUAUAUCGGACAAGUAUAGGAUGCCAAACUGCUAUACACCCUUGGAGGAGUUGAUAUAUACGUUUGGAGGACCCUGGCCUUUCUCAUUACUGCUAUCUUGCAUUGUGAUUAUCCUAUCAAUAUUGCUAAGCACAUUGAGAAAAAAGUUGAUAGGGCCUGGCUUUUCUCAUCAGACUUCAAAUUCAAUUAAUCAUCAUGGGAAUCACCAUUUCCCAUACCUCCUUUCUCUAUCAGAGGUCCGCGGUACGAAAAGUGAAGAAACUCAAAGUCAUGUUUAUAGGAUGUACUUUAUGGGUCCCAACACAUUUAGGGAACCCUGGCAUCUUCCUUACUCGCCGCCUGAUGCAAUUAUUGAGAUUGUGUAUGAAGAUGCAUUUAACAGAUUCAUUGAUGAGUUCAACUCUGUUGCUGCUUAUGAUUGGUGGGAAGGGUCUGUGCACAGCAUACUUGCUGUGCUUGCAUACCCUUGUGCAUGGUCCUGGAAGCAAUGGCGGCGUAGGAAAAAAAUUCAUCGCCUUCAGGAGUAUGUCAAGUCUGAGUAUGAUCAUUCCUGUUUACGUUCUUGCCGCUCACGUGCCUUAUAUAAAGGAAUGAAGGUUGGAGCUACUCCUGACUUGAUGGUUGCUUACAUUGAUUUCUUUCUUGGUGGAGAUGAGAAGCGUUUAGAUAUUGUAGCCAGUAUACAUAAAAGAUUCCCCAUGUGCAUUAUUUUUGGUGGGAAUGGAAGUUACAUGUCACCAUAUAAUCUUUACAGUGACACAUUAUUAACAAAUCUACUUGGCCAGCAUGUUCCUACAACCGUUUGGAACCGCUUGGUGGCAGGUCUAAAUGCCCAGUUAAGGACAGUGAGGCACAGAUCCAUUCAAUCUUCUCUGAUCCCUGUCAUUACUUGGAUUAGAAGUCAUGCAAACCCUCAGCUAUAUUUUCACGGUGUUAAAAUUGAGCUUGGGUGGUUCCAAGCAACUGCUGCUGGGUACUAUCAAUUGGGAAUUUUGGUAGUGGUUGGUGAUUUUUCCCUUCAUGAUGGUCUCCAGCAACCUGAAAUGUCAGAAAGCAGUGAUGAUUGGUCCAGGAGAAUUAACACAUUUGUUCGGAGAAGUUUUGUGCAACAAGAAAAUCAGACAUGUUGCAGUCCAACGGUGUCUGUUAAAAGGACCACUGGAGGAAUUAAUGGUGGUAUCAUAACUGAAGCUACAAUGAAGUCCUUGGUUGUCGGGAGAGAUUAUUUUUUACCUUUUUCCCUGCUGCUGCACAAUACACGCCCAGUUGGUCGUCAGGACACUGUGCAGUUGCUCAUUACGAUGAUGCUCUUGGUGGACCUAUUUAUCACCAUCCUAACCUUGCUUCUAUUCUAUUGGAUAUCUCUUGGAGCUUUUCUGGCCGUUCUGCUUAUCCUCCCGUUGUCAUUGCUUUCUCCUCUUCCCGCUGGCGUGAAUGCCUUGUUCAGCAAAGGUCCACGGAGAGCUUCACUUGCCAGAGUUUAUGCAUUAUGGAAUGCUGCCUCCCUGUCAAAUGUUGCUGUGGCUUUUGUCUGUAGUCUUAUUUAUUAUGGGUUUUCUGCUUUGAACCCCCCUAACACGGCAGAUAGGUGGAGUGCUAGACGGGAAGAUGACAAGCCAUGGAUCUUACCUAUUCUUCUGCUGGUAACCAAAUUAGUUCAAGCUCGGUUUGUGAACUGGCACAUAGCAAACCUAGAGGUCCAAGAUUAUUCGGUUUUCAGUCCGAAUCCCGAUACUUUUUGGGCGUACGAAGCUGUUUCUUGACAUUGUUUGACCAGAGGAAAAUCACAGUUUGAUAAGCCAACAACAGACACAGCUCCAUUGCCCAUCCAUGUACAUGUGUUUAAAAUUUGUACAAAGGUUUGGAUAUUUUAUCUGUAGUACUACUUAUUUGUAGUGUGCAGGUUUUUCCCACUUAUUUUGGGGUAUGACUGUAUGAGUAGAAGAAGAGAAGAGAGGGUACCAGUGAUAUUUUUAUUCUUCGUUGAGUAGAAUCAGUAGAUAUGCUGUAUAGAUUUUUUGUGGAAUAAUAUAUUGAUGUCAUA
Molecule: messenger RNA, 4973 nt
Organism: Cuscuta campestris
Lineage: Eukaryota; Viridiplantae; Streptophyta; Magnoliopsida; Solanales; Convolvulaceae
Source: the annotation of a GenBank genome assembly